Messenger RNA from Seminavis robusta, 930 nucleotides. Lineage: Eukaryota; Bacillariophyta; Bacillariophyceae; Naviculales; Naviculaceae. The record is from the annotation of a GenBank genome assembly.
AUGGCUGAAGAUGCAGCAGCAUUCUUUGCGAAGAAGAAGAAAGGCAAGAAGAAGGCUUUCAAGUUCAACGCCAACAAUAUCGAUGCUUCUACCGUAACCCAAACUGUGCAUGUCGACGCCCCGGCACUGUCGACAGAUCAAGAGUCUGGAAUUGCCGGUUUGUCCAUUUCUGCCGCUCCUGUCCAAUCGGAAGCCGUUGAGAAUGAUAAGGGCUCUGGAGAGCAAUGGGAUGACGAAGCAUUGGCUGCAACCCUGACGCGUAAGACAGCCGCGGCUGCUCCUGGAGCUGGAACCAUGUCAGAACUUAUGGAUAUGAAGGCGUUCGAUCCAAAGAGAAAUGAGCAAGACAACAUUGCGGAGAAAUUGAGGGUAGAAGAAAACAAAGCCAAACUGGCGGCAGCACGAGAAGGAAUGGAACGAGAGGCAGCUCGCCUCAAGGAAGAACAAGAAAAGAAGACUCAAGCCACUACAGCUCCUCGAUUUGCGGCUGCCGCUGGCGGAAAGUGGGUUCCUCCUCAUGCCAGGGGUGGAGGUGCCUCGCGAUUGAUGGGACCAAUGGGUUCACAUAAGGUAGACACUCAGGAUGAAAACUUAUUCCCAGAUCUGGCCGCAGCUGACGCCAUUAUUGAGAAACAACAGAAACAACAUACGGCCUAUAAGGUGGUCAAAAAGACGCCCGUGGGAGGAGGAGCAUCUUGGGCUUCAAAGCCAAAGAUCCAAAAGCAGCAGCCGUCCUCUCCUCCCAAACCAGUCGAACCGCCUAAAAAGGUGGAGCCAGCACCGGCCCCUGCUCCCCCGCCAGCUCCUGCACCCGCCAAAUCACCUGAAAAACCAAAACCAGCCGCAACGGAAGCCGCAACAACCACCCCUGCUAAGAAACCUCUGGGAAAGAAGAAAAAGAAAAAGGAUCUUUCCACAUUUAAAGGUUAA